AUUGUCAUUAUUCGAAGUGCUACUAAGUGACGAGAAAAUUAACGAAAGGAAAUUCUAUUUGAAAAUCGAAAGGGUUUCUUCUCUAAAAAACAAUUCAUAAACAAUGGCCAAAAAAACCUAUGAUCUGCUGUUCAAAUUGCUGUUGAUUGGCGACUCUGGUGUGGGCAAAACGUGCAUAUUAUUUCGCUUUUCCGAUGAUGCAUUCACAUCGACAUUUAUAUCAACGAUAGGAAUCGAUUUCAAAAUCAAAACAGUCGAACUGCGAGGAAAAAAGAUCAAAUUGCAAAUAUGGGAUACAGCGGGUCAAGAACGAUUCCACACAAUCACAACGUCAUAUUACCGUGGAUCAAUGGGGAUUAUGCUAGUAUAUGACAUCACAAAUGAAAAAAGUUUCGAAAAUAUAGUGAAAUGGUUAAGGAAUAUUGAUGAGCAUGCAAAUGAAGAUGUGGAGAAAAUGAUUUUGGGUAACAAAUGUGACAUGCCAGAUAAACGAGUCGUCAGCCAAGACAGAGGAGAAGCGAUUGCACGCGAACAUGGCAUUCGAUUUAUGGAGACAUCAGCUAAAGCCAAUGUGAAUAUCGAACGAGCAUUUUGUGAACUAGCCGAAGCGAUUCUGGACAAAACAUCCGGUCAAAAUACAACGGAAAAUGCCGAAAGAGUGAUUGUCGAUCAUCGUGGCCAAGACAAACAACCCUCCUAUAAAGGUUGUUGUGCGCAAUAGAUUAGGCUGUAGAAAAAAAAAGAAAACAACAGAUUGUGAGAAAGAGAGAGAGAGGGAAAGAAAGAGAGAGAGAGAAGCGUAUCGGAUUGCUCGUUUCAUAAUUAAAUUUAUCGAAAAGGAAGAAAUUACAAAAACGAAAUGGAGUCACAGAAACGUCAAAAAAAUUUAACUGACUUGAUGAAUGGGAAAGCAAUAUGAGAAAGGAAUUUUUUAAUUUUUGGACAUUUUCGGGCUUUUUUGUUAAUUUAAUUAGAAUUCAAACCUAAGACAGUAAAUUUUUUAGUCGUCUUAGUCGUAAGAUGAUGCUAAAAACGCUACAUUUUUGACUGAUAAAGUUUUUGAACUUUUGUAUCAAGAAUUUCAAAGCUUUUUUUUAAACAAAACAAAACAAUUUGAUUAACGAUUUUUACCUAAGACGGCCAUCUUUUGAUAAUAAUAUUAUACAUAACCAAAUAAGCAUUCAAAACAUCUAAAAGAAUUAAAUAAUAAAAACUGAUGGAACAAUUUAUAAGAAAACAAAUAAAACUUACAAAAUGAACAGCACACCGAAAUCUAAUUUAUACUUUCAAAAACCAAAAACCAAAAUUCUUUCAAUGUGUAAAUGUCGUAAAUUUUCCUCAAGCUUUUUUCUAACUCAUUAGCAAGCAACAACAAAAUCAAACAACAACAAUCAAGCAUUCAGAGUAUCCUUCCCACAUAUGAAAAACCCACUCUGCGGAUAUUGUUACUUCCGUCAUGAAUGAGAUUAAAUGCGCGAUUUAGUAAAAGAAUAAAAAAAAAAAAA
Messenger RNA from Bradysia coprophila, 1505 nucleotides. RefSeq names its product RAS oncogene family member Rab10 (gene Rab10). The record is from RefSeq and is a predicted model, not a curated record. Gene Ontology annotation, molecular function: GTPase activity; GTP binding. Lineage: Eukaryota; Metazoa; Arthropoda; Insecta; Diptera; Sciaridae.